AUGAACUCCUCCUCUUCCUCCUCCGUAACAGAGGCCUCGUGCGCCAGGAUGCGCCCUCUUCCAGUCCACCCAUCGCGGCUGCUGCCCCAUCAACAGAUGCAUCGCGAGGGCCCUGUGCCAAGGGCGCCGGGGGAGCGCGAGCCGGACUUCUAUGAGCGCAUGACGCCGCGGAAUCAGCGGCUUACGCAGCUUUAUGUGUUCGCGGCGGUCGCGUCGGCGGUGGGGUUAUAUUUGUUGGUGUGGAGUCUCGGGUUGAUCAAGUCGGAGAAACUGUUCAGUGAGGCUGCGAAGACGCACUUGUUGGCGUCGUAUGAGUGGGCUGGGUAUGGGUUGGUUGUUGCUGCUCUCGUGGCUACGGUAUUAUUGAGCUUUGCCAACAUAUUACGCAUCCUCUCCGUCGAAUCGCCGCUCCCAGAAAUUUACGCUGCAGCUGCCACUGCCGCCAUCUCUGCGCUCGUUGUUAUCUUCGGCAUCAUCAGCUACUCUACCACCGUCAACGCAGGCGCCGAAGACGGCAUCCCGUACGACGUCUGUACCGCCCCCGGCGCCGACCCCUGGAAGCGCCUCCCCUGCAACGCCGCAAGCAAGAAGCGCCUCCUAGUCCAGCUGGGCGGGCUCAUAUGUGCAGGAGCAGCCGCCAUCUUGUGCUUCUUGUUAUGCGUGCUGCACGUGAGCGAGUUCCGGAAUGAGAGGAGUCAGGGGGGACUCUAUGUAAGGACGAGGGGAUAUACGAGGCUUAGUCUUAACCCGUAUGAGGUCCAAGAUGAGGAUGAGGACGUGGGUGCUGCCGGACCGAGUGUGCAUCUCAAGUGA
Messenger RNA from Pseudogymnoascus destructans, 813 nucleotides. RefSeq lists its product as uncharacterized. Lineage: Eukaryota; Fungi; Ascomycota; Leotiomycetes; Thelebolales; Thelebolaceae. The record is from RefSeq and is a predicted model, not a curated record. The coding region runs from base 1 to 813 and encodes 270 amino acids. The transcript has 3 exons.